Molecule: messenger RNA, 2486 nt
Organism: Myripristis murdjan (pinecone soldierfish)
Lineage: Eukaryota; Metazoa; Chordata; Actinopteri; Holocentriformes; Holocentridae
Product: zinc finger and BTB domain-containing protein 6-like
Exons: 3
Coding region: 179-1624 (481 amino acids)
Biological process (GO): regulation of transcription by RNA polymerase II
Cellular component (GO): nucleus
Molecular function (GO): DNA-binding transcription factor activity, RNA polymerase II-specific; protein binding
Source: RefSeq, a predicted model, not a curated record
CAAAUUAAAUAGUGGUUUUACUGUACAUUACGAUGUGAGGCAUUUAAGUACUGCCCUGUCUGCAUUUUAACUGUUCUCUUCAGCCAAGGAAAGCUGGGGGUUUGUGCGCUGCUUGCCUCCCCGUUAGGUCCAUCAUCACAGAGGAUGAUACUGCAGUAAAAGAGACAGACAGAGCAUCAUGUCCAGCUCCUCUGACACUCUACAGUUUCGCUUCCCCGCCCAUGGUGACUCCAUCCUGGGCAAAAUGAACGCUUUGAGAGAGGAGCACCGCUUUUGUGACGUCACCCUCCUCCUGGGGGGGCGACGGGGUGCCACUGCGCCCCCUCCUCUCCAUUUCCAUGGCCACCGUGUGGUGCUCGCAGCAUCCUCCGACUUCCUGCGUGACCAGUUCCUGCUUCAUGAUGGGCGGGCAGAGCUGAGCGUGGGUGUUGUGUCCAGUGUGGAGGUUGGCAGGAGACUGCUGCUGUCCUGCUACACAGGGCUCCUAGAGGUCCCUCUGAGAGAAUUGGUGAGCUACCUUACUGCAGCCAGCGCACUCCAGAUGAACCAGGUGGUAGAGAGGUGUGCCCAGGCCGUCUCCCAGUACCUCAGUCCCACCCUGGCUUAUCAGAAACUGGACAGAGGCUCAGCAGCAGAAAGAGAGGAGGGUGAAACCCAGCAGCCAGACAGUGGGUGGCCCAGCACCAACUUCCAUGAUCAAGAGGAAAGGGAUGUACCUCAGCCCAGCACCAGCUUCCAGGAUCAGGUGGAGGCAAGUACGGAGGAUGGGGGGACAGGGGGAUUAAAGAUAAGGGUCAGCCAAGGAGCAAAAGUGGACACUGAGAGAGUGAGCGAUGUUAGGAAGGAUGGAAAGAUGGCUAAAACUAAAGUGGAGUUACCUGAGGCCCAAAACCUAGAGGCUCUGGAGUCAGAGGAAGGUGGAGGCACCCACCCCGUUCACACCAACAGCCUAUCCUACCACCACACAGGUGCCCACAGACGAAAGCAGCGUCCUCCUACACCCAUCCGGAACCACAAAUCCUUUUCAGCCAGAAGUCCUGUUCCCCAAGCAGAAUUGGUGGACAGCUCCCAGGACCAAGGCGAACAAGAAGAGGAGAGUCAUAGGGAGGAGGAAGAACCAUGCAAGCUGGAAGCUCAUCCAGCAGAAGGUGGAGUAUCAGUGGAGUCCCAUGUAUUUUGCCUCACCAGGGCACAUCUGUCAAGGAGUAAUUUCUCUGGAGAGGAGCUGGCAGGCGAUCCAGACAGCUUAUUGUUUCAGAGGCCUUACCUGUGCAGGAGGUGUGACAGGGUCUUUCAGCACCUGGAGAGCUACGUGAUUCACCUGCAGGAGCACAGGCAGUACUUGUGCUUAGUCUGUGGGAAAAGCUUCUCCCAAAAGAGUAACCUGACCCGUCACAUACGUGUCCACACAGGUGUCAAGCCUUUCCGAUGCCCACUGUGCCACAAAACAUUUUCCCAAAAGGCCACACUGCAGGAUCACCUCAACCUGCACACAGGGGAUAAACCCCACAAAUGUAACUACUGUGCUGUGCACUUUGCACACAAGCCGGGCCUAAGGCGUCACCUGAAGGACAUACACGGCAAGAGUAGCCUGCAAAAUGUGCUGGAGGAGAUAGUCAACUGAAGUUGAAGAAGCAGUUGUAACAUAAGUCUUAGAGAACGCAAUUGCUCUCAAUGGCUAUAUUUUCACUUGUUAUAAGGCCAUUUUAGGAUCAUGUCAAAUUAGGGUCCAGCAACAAAACUAAGCUAAUUAAAUUUAAUUUUUAGCCUGACAUUGAUUCUCUUAACAUCAGAGCAAAAUCUCAAGGUGCACUUGGGCACUUGAGUGUUUCCCAUGACACUUGAGAAUCACUGAGAUAAUGCAUUCAUACUGUAGCAUCUGGCUAAUGGCUAGAAGUAGUUGCCCUCCUGUGGUUUCUGCUGCUUUUCACUGAUUUGUUUGGAUGCACUGUGCUGUAUUCAGUUCUGUAGCAUGCAGUGCACAAAUUUAGUUGUGGCGUCGCAUUAUGUGUGCCAUGUAUGGUACAGUUAUGAGACUCACGCAGGCCUGAAUUGGGUACUGUUCCCACCCCCCUUGAGACAGCUGCUGCACCUUAUAUUGGAUACAGGGUGGACAGGAAAGACUGCAAUGUACUUGCCUCUAUUCUCUCUACAACCAAAGAUUACUCUGCUUUAUAGAGAAGAUAUAUACAUCAGUGCCUGAAAGAUAUUUAUUAGAACCCAAAUGUUAAAAGGACAGAGUGAGGGAGGAAAAAAUGACCUUGUUGCUGCGUAAAUGUUCUGUGAAUGUACUAAGCUGUAAUUAAUAUGUUUGGUUGUCUGUUGAGAUUCAUCUGAUUUCUGGUGAACUUUAUAAUAACAACCAUGUAGCUGGUGAAACCUCACUGAACUGUAGCUUUAAUGAGAGACAUCAUAAUGCCUUCAAGUGUAAUGCUGUUGUCAAAAAAAAAGGUCUUGAAUAAACUUUGUGGUAACUAUAACAAUGA